Molecule: messenger RNA, 477 nt
Organism: Aspergillus bombycis
Lineage: Eukaryota; Fungi; Ascomycota; Eurotiomycetes; Eurotiales; Aspergillaceae
Exons: 2
Coding region: 1-477 (158 amino acids)
Source: RefSeq, a predicted model, not a curated record
AUGUUGACGGGGGAUGAUUUCGGGGGCUUGCAUACGCGGCAGUUUCAGGGUGAGAAGGAAGGGGGGGAGGCUGAUGACGGGGAGCUGCUGGCGCCGGUGGUCUGCGAUUAUGAUGAUCGUGCCCGUCACCACACCGCUGGGGUGACGGCGAUCUUGCCCCUGUCCGUGGAGGUGGAGGGCGGCGCGCCGGUCGUCCUGACGGGGAGCUAUGAUGAGCCUUACGCGUGUAUCAUGCGACGCGGCGCGGGGAGGUGCUGGCGGAGGCUGGUCCGGGUGACGCGCACGCUGGGGGAGGAUGCCGGAUGGGAGAUCGAGGUGUUGGCGGAGUUUACGGAGCACCAGAGUAUGAACUAUGCAUCGGAUGUGUGGAAGCCGGACGGCGGGUAUGAUCUGCAAGGGAAGGAGACGUCGGAGCUGCUCUGUAUCUCGAGUAGUUUCUACGACCGGAGACUCUGCUUGUGGCGGGUCAAUGUAUAA